This is a messenger RNA of Cylicostephanus goldi, 270 nucleotides long. Lineage: Eukaryota; Metazoa; Nematoda; Chromadorea; Rhabditida; Strongylidae. The record is from the annotation of a GenBank genome assembly.
CAUUCUUGCCUAGUUUCAAACUUUUUAGAGGUGAACGAGCAGAAGAUGUCCACGAACGGUUAUGGUCACGGGAUGGCUCGGGCAGCUUCUCAUGCCGGCUCUUGGUAUUCAAGUAAUCCCAAGGAGUUGGAUCGCCAGAUAACCAGAUGGCUAGAUGCCGCUGGCGAGCGUCUCGGUUCUGCUAGGGCUAUCGUUUCGCAUGCCGGUUAUUCGUAUUGCGGUGACACUGCAGCCUACGCUUUCAAACAGAUUGCACCGGAAUGUGUGUAA